This is a messenger RNA of Lingula anatina, 2099 nucleotides long. RefSeq lists its product as uncharacterized. The record is from RefSeq and is a predicted model, not a curated record. Lineage: Eukaryota; Metazoa; Brachiopoda; Lingulata; Lingulida; Lingulidae.
UGUGUAUUGAAACGUGAAUGUAAACAGGAGCCGAGAGGGAAGCAGAUGUUUGUAGGGAUUAUGGCGUGUGGUUCAGUCUUUUUAUCCGGAAUGCAGAGACAUAUUCGAUUCUAGUCAGAACCUUUGGAGUCAUGUUAGCAGACAGGUGCCAUGAACAACCUCCUCCUCACUGGCAACAGGCGCCAUCUUCAUCAGUUCAACUUGAAGGUGGCGCUAGUGGUGGUGAUUAUAUUUGUGUUGCUGACCAUCAUAUCUUACGUCAAUGAGUUGGCAAAAGCUGGAUUACUGGAAAAAAGAUCCCAGCGCAAGCGUGUCAUGCAAACAUAUUCUAACAUCAGAGAUGAAAGUGCAGUAGAGGCUCUUGCAAACGCUUCCAAGGAUAUUGAUGACAGCAAAUAUCAAAUCCAUGAUAGAGAUUAUAACAAGAAUCCCAAAUCAAAAAAGAGAAAACAUGGCGCAAAUAUUGAAGAAUCUGAGAAAAAUGAAGAUGAGAUUGAUGGUGAUGGUGGAAAUCAUAGGGCCAAACGAGAUGCUCCACUCGAAUAUGGAUUUAGGGAACACUUACAAGGUGAUGGUAAUCACUUACAAGAAUUCAACAAGCAUGUGGAAUUAAGAGAAGCAAGGAAGUUUGUAGUCUUAGAAAGACUAGAAAAACAUCUUAACUCAAAACAUGCAGUGAAAUCCAAAACCACCCGAAAACCAGAGAAAUAUGGCUUCCCAAAAGAGCCCGGUGGUUCUAGAUCUGCAAGUGAAGUGGACCAAUAUUCAACUGCUGAGGAUCAGGAUAAAUAUGCAUCUGAGAAAGGCAUACCUUUUACUUCACCCGAGACUUCUAUUAAUAAUCAAUCAAACCAUCAUUUGGAUGCUAAUAUAACAGGCAUAUCAUCUAGAAGUGCCUUAAAUAUAUCUGUAGUGAUGGGACUUAACCAAACAAAUAGGGAUGAUCUUGAAGAAGCAGAGAUGAGAGAAAAUGAGAUUCAGGAGGAGAGCGAUAUUUCCACCAUUUUGUACAACAACACUAGUAUAGUUGAGCAGAGGGAAGAAGAUACUUUUUCUGAAAAAUUGGGAAAUUUUAGCAGAAAUCAAAAUUACCAGAAUAAUCUGGGCAGGACAGAUUUCAGAAAUCAUAAUCUACAGAGUACAUGGAAUGUUUCUGACGAUUUACUCAACCAAACUGAGAUCCUUGAGCCAAAGAAAACUCCAGGUUCAAGAAUGAAGUACAUGUACAAAGUUAAUCCAGCUGAAUUUGAAGGAAAUAUCACAUCUUUUUCUUCUUCUAGGAAUCCAUUGCUUCUAUUUCAAAAAUUUAUUCCAAGGGCAUCGAAAAAUGAGAAGUCUCCAGUUAAACAGAUACAAACUAAAGAGGUUUACAUUUUAUGAUGUAUUAAAUAUUUUUUUCCUAAAAAGAACACAUUAUGAGGAACAACUUGUAAAACUGUUUGACAAUAGACACAGACUUGAAAAUGUACUGUCUUUCCUUAAAAUGAAAUUCCUCUGAGAUGUGAAUGGGUAAAUUUAUUGGAUAAUUGACAUUUCAAAGUCAUGAAGUUCUAAUUGUGCAUUACUGUUAAACAUAUAUGCCACAAUUUUGCUCAAAGCAACUUCAUUCAACCAAAAUAAUUUCAAGAGGAUAUCCAUGCCCAGUCAUUAAAGGUGUCAGUAUGUGGGGGACGGCUUUUGAUUUUUAAAACCCAAGGUCAUAAGAUGCGAUUUGAACAUGAGUACAUUCAACAGUCUCUCUCGAGAGCAUGGGGAAUUUUACAUCAAAUGCAUUUUAUAAACUUUUUGACAAUUUUGAUACAAUAUAUAUGUAUGGUGAUGCAAUUUGGAGGAAGAACUGCAUAUUUACCAGUAUGUUUGAUACUAAUAGGUUUUUUUCUGUAAGAAUGAUAGGCUAGUUGGGAGUUAUAAGACCAGAGUAUUAGAGUGUACAAGAGAAUGCUGGGAAACAGCAUACUGAUGACUAAGGUUAAAUUCUAGGGUUGAGCGCUUAUGAAAAUUUCCUAUAGGUAAUACUAUAGGACCCUAUGGAACUCUAUUAAAGGAAUCCUUCAUAACUAUAGGAAUUGUACAGGACUCUAUCACCCCAUUUCCAUAGA